Molecule: messenger RNA, 1611 nt
Organism: Suillus plorans
Lineage: Eukaryota; Fungi; Basidiomycota; Agaricomycetes; Boletales; Suillaceae
Product: kinase-like domain-containing protein
Exons: 5
Coding region: 160-1470 (436 amino acids)
Biological process (GO): protein phosphorylation
Molecular function (GO): protein kinase activity; ATP binding
Source: RefSeq, a predicted model, not a curated record
CCACUGACAAUAUUGUGAAUUGAUUGAUAUGUAGCUUAUGUAAUCUACUUGAGCUUCUAAUUCUAAUGUGGUCGACUCGGAGUUUUGAACGUUCUGAACAUUGAAGUAACUGCCUGAGCCCAGCCUUGCAAGUUGGCCUUGGCGAUCAAGAGUUGAUACAUGGCUACACCAAUACGCAAGAAGCGCAACUUCAAGGCUUUGCAGCUUGAUGUGCCCGCGAAACCAAAGGAACCAGAGCCAGUCCCCACAAGGGUUGCUCCCGCAACUACAGCGGCGAAGGGCAAGAAACGACCUCCGCCUAUGACACUCAACGCCCCGAAAUUGGGAGUAUCUAACGCCGUUCAGGAUCCAGAUGGAAAUCUUGCGAACGCAGCAGGCGCGCCUACUUGCACCAUUCCCUCCGCUUCUGCAAAUACGCGGAGAAAUACAUACCACACUCACCUUUCCAACACGCUAGCAAACCUUGAUAUGAAUGCCGAGACGCGUUACGAUCUUCGUAAUGAGGAUCUGAAAGACCUUCAGGAGCUUGGCCAAGGCAACGGCGGGAGCGUCAAAAAGGUAGAACAUACACCCACUAACACCAUCAUGGCCAAGAAGAUUGUUCUCAUUGAUGCGAAGCCUUCCGUGCGGAAGCAGAUUCUCCGCGAACUUCACAUUAUGCAUGAUUGCCAUUCGCCAUACAUCAUCUCAUUCUAUGGCGCAUUUCUUUCUGAUCCAAAUAUCUGCAUUUGCAUGGAGUUCAUGGACAAGGGUUCUCUUGAUGGAAUUUACAAGAAGAUCGGUGCUAUCGACAUCGAUGUCGUCUCCAAAGUUGCGCUGGCCGUGCUCGAAGGCUUGACCUAUCUAUAUGACGUACACCGAAUUAUUCAUCGUGAUAUCAAACCGUCGAAUAUCUUGUGCAACUCGCAAGGUCAAAUCAAGAUAUGCGACUUUGGUGUUUCCGGUGAACUCAUAAAUUCCAUCGCCGAUACCUUCGUAGGAACCUCAACCUAUAUGAGUCCCGAGCGGAUACAAGGUGCACAGUAUACCGUCAAGUCCGAUGUGUGGUCUUUGGGUAUUUCUCUCAUAGAACUUGCCCUAGGGCGGUUCCCCUUUGCCGAUUCAGAUCCGGAUGACUCCGACCUUUCUGACUUUGAAGGUACUUUGUCGCCUGGUUCCAUCGGACUUCCACCGAAGAAAGAGAAAGACAAGACGUCAAAAAAGGACAAGCGGAAGAGCAGGGGUGUCAGUCUACAGGGAGGUGGAAUGAUGAUGAGCAUAUUGGAACUGCUCCAGCAUAUCGUUAAUGAACCUGCCCCACGACUGACACCAGAGGGGCGUUUCCCUCAGGAAGCAGAAGAUUUCGUCGACAGCUGUCUGCUCAAGGACCCUGAUGCGCGGACCACACCAAAGGAUCUUUUGAAACAUUCUUGGAUAGACAGUGCCAGAGCAUCAAGGUUCGAUCUUGAGGUUUGGGCGAACACAUUUUGAGUCCAUUGUGUGGUUCUCCUUGUAUAUCUCAUAUACCCCCUUAUCCGCCCUCCCACGUCAUAUUAAUUCAUCCCUGCUGCCAUUGCUCUGAUUGCACAUUUCAUCCUCGCGCGCGGUCUGUAUUAUAGAAAACCAUGGAAU